GUUGAGAACAGUUUAAUAUGUACAUUGGGUUCAUAUAAAGAAUUUAAACGUUUCCACUUUACUUUUAACAUUCAAUCUCAACUAUGACAUAAAAUCAUAUUUAGAAAAGAAAAAUAAUAUAUUCAAUCAUUAAUAUUCCGGUACUUAAAGUAUAUGCUAGAAAGAAAUUAUGUACAUUAUGUUGAAAUUCGUUCCAAAACAACAAAAAAAGAAAACAAAACAGCGGUUAACUUUUUUAUUUCGAUUAUACUGUGAUUAAAUAAUAAGAAAACUAAUUUCAAAUGUCUAAUGCAUAUAUUACAUAUAAAAAUGUAAAUAUGGAUGAACUGAAAAAACGUAUUCUCUUAGAUAUUAUUUUAGAUUCAUCUAUUCUACCGGUAUGUUUUAGUGGACAAUUAAUUCAUGGUUAUGUUUAUCUAGAGACUAAAGAAGCUUUAAGUAUACAAAUUUUGCAAGUGGAACUGCUUGGAAGAGGAGUUGUUGUCACACCUUGCAAGAAGAUAUUCUCUUCUAAACAUUUCAUAAAGGGUUGGACAAAAGAGAGAAAAUCAUUACAACAAAACUUUCCGUCUUAUCAAGGCGUAGGUUGUGUUAUAUCGGGUAUAAAUGGACCAGUAGAUCCUGAAAUAUUACAAACACGUUUAAAAUGUAAAUCUAUGAAAGGAUUCAAUAAACUUGCACCGACAUUUCAAACUGUUAACGAAGAAAUUUACUGUUCUAUGAAUUCAACUUUAAUUGGAGGAGGUAUCCCUGGAAGUUGUGAACUUAUUUUAGCUGGUAAACGAUACUUUCCUUUUGAAUUUGAAUUACCUGAAGCUUGUCCAUGUUCAUUUGUUGGUUCAAGAGGUAGUAUUGAAUACAGGCUAAGAGUUUAUCUAUUACUAUCGAAUGGGGAACAAUUAUGUGCGGAUAAAGGAUUAAAAGUUUUACGUAAAACGAUCAUUAACAAAAUGAUGGUGAUUCCAAGUACAUUGGCUUGUCCUCCAAUUACCAGAAAUUAUGUGAGCAGUUUUGAUCAAUUCAUAUCAUCUAGUAGCAACACAGUGAAAUUUAUAAACUUAUCAAGAACAUGUUCACGAUUAUCAAAUUUAUGUAAAAAUGAAACGGAAAAUAUUCUAGAUGAGUAUGAUAACAGUAGUGAAAAAUUAAUUGAGAAAAAUUCAGUGUUCGAUUCCACUUUUACAAAUGAUUACAUACCAGAUCAUUUAUCAUCGUUAGGUCAGAGUGCUUACUCUAACACUGAUCUAGAUGAUACGACUAAAUUAACUAAAUAUUCGUUGAGUUCUUGUUUAAAUGAUUCUCAUCAAAGUAAUCCAUAUUUAAAUUCUAUGCAAUCAACAGAAGAUGAGAACCAAUAUCCAAAUAGUGAAAAUGAUCGAAAUAACAAUAGCAUGCAAUCAAUAUGUAAACCCCAUUUUAACCGUGCUACGAAAAUGAAAAAGGCAUUAUAUAAUUCAUUAAGUAAAACAACACUAACUGUACAACGAUGCAGUGAUAAUCCAUAUCCAUUACCUUCUACAUGGAUUUCUCAAUCAUACGGUUCAUCUUAUGCAAUAUAUCCACGUACAUGUCUUGGUGCUCAAACAGGAUAUCCAAUUUCUUGCAGAUUAACUGUCAGUCAACGUCAACUUAAUCCAGGCAGUCGAUUGACAGCAUGUUUAAGUUUACUAGUGGAAGAUCCGUUUGCUCUUCUGAUAGCUCCAUCACUCAAUGGUAUGUCGAGUGAUUUGAAUUGGUGUGCAAAAUUUAAUACAAAUAUUAGUUCAUGCAAAAAAGACUUAUGGAGUCCAUUGGCAAGAGCAUUUGUUUCGUAUUAUUUAGAAGAUUGUAUACGACAAAAGUUUAGUAACGAGAGUCAACAACUUAAUGGUAUAUGGUGGUCAGGAUUUGUUAAACAACGACACAGAAUAUUUUUAGUACUACGCCAGGUAAUAACUUAUCGAGACUGGACUCACCGUGUUAUUGCUCAAGAGGAGAGAGAUGUUUACAGUGGCGAAAUGAGAAAGCGUCCUACGUCUGAAAAACACUUAUUACGAGUUGCAUUAGAGCAUACAUUUCACUUACCUUCGUUACCGCCAACUGGUUUAGAAGGUUGUUCAUGUAUAGACAUUGCAUACAGUCUAGGACUGGUUAGUUUCAAACUGAAAAAAUUAAAGCAUCCAUUGAAGGUCACUAAAUGGAUUUUAGAGAGUGAUAUUGCUUCAGUUAAACCAGAUAAAUUUAUGGAAUUUGUUUAUAUGCAUGAAACAGGUAGCAGUAGCAAUGGUACAUAUGAAUUAAUGUCGAAGAAACCUCAAAUUAUUACAUUUCAACAGUGCAAACGAGGUAAAGAGAAGGAGUUUAAACGGUUUGCUCGUAUUCAUCACGAUCUUUUACUACCCAUUCCGAUUAUUAUUGGAACAAAUGAUCGACAAAUAGAGUCUUACAAUCAAAUGGAAUCACAACAAACUGAAUGUAAGUUGAUAUUGUCAACUGAUAGCCUUGUUUUAAUUUCACUUUAGUUCAUUAUAUACUAUAUUACACGUAUUGUAAAUGUAUCACCACGGGUUGACGAUAUAAACGAUGUCCCGCCAUACUGCUUGUAAUCUUUUACACAUAACAAAGAACAACAUGGGAGAAUUCCCUUGUUAGCUAUUUUGAUAAUCUUAGCAUAUUAACCCAAACAGUUCUCUGGUAAUAUCAGAUGCUAUUUUGAUCUUUAUAUGUGAAAUAUAAAAACUUGUGGAGUUCACAACAUAGUCUGAAAAUAAUUUAAUGAUCAUGAAAUUUACCCGUGAAUAACGUUUAUCCAUGUAGUCAUUGGUCAUCGGAUUUCAGUGAAUUAAACCAAAAUCUUUAACCGUUUUUAGUUCUUUUUAAUCAAAUAUAUUCCCUCUAAAAUUUAACCUUAACCAAACGAAAUGAUAGAAUUUACCUUAACUGAAAUGACACAUGUUUUCUUUGUAAAACAAUACAGAUCACUACACUUAUGUUUACACCUACAUAAAAGAAACCCCUUAAAUAUGAAGUGUAAUAUGAUAUAUUUUUAUAAAUUUGAAUAUUUAAACUUGUACAUUUAUCUUUAUAUUUGACAUUAGUAAUACUUGGCUGUCAUGAAAAACAUGGUCAGGAUUUGUGAGAAUUAAGUAGUUAUUUUGAAAUAUAAUAUUAUAGAUACUUGUUAUUCGAUGAAAAUUGACAUUUAUUUAUGUAAUCUCAUUUGGAAAGUUGUAUCCUUAAUAAAAAACCUUAUAUAUUUGGUUAACUAGAGCUCCCUGAUUCUGUGUCCAACAUAACUAAUUGAUAUGAGUAGCAUUUAAAUAUCUUGGUUAUCUUUCAUCGUCUUUUAUGAACAAUAUUCGCUCAUAAGUUAAAAAGAUGAAAGAAUGGAUUGGUAAUGGAAACUUUUCUGAUUGAGAUCAUGAAUUGAUCAGUGUUAGACCAUCAUUGAAAACCUGAAAGCAUUGAACGAUCGUUUCAUCCUAGUAAAGGACUCCCCAGCAGUGCGCAAUCACGAUCCCACGCUCAGGGUUCGAGCCCGGGACCUUUGGAAGAUUUUCUGCUAAAUUAAGCAGUGAGUAUAUUACGACCGGAAUUUUGUAACGAUGUAGACGCUAUAUUACAUUUCACAAAAAUCUCUAAAGAGAAGCUUCUUCCUGUAGAUACUGAACUACAUUGAUAAUGUAUAGCCUUCGGAAAACCAGUAGAUCAGAAGUUGAAAUCCAGAUUAGCACAAAACUGUAAUCAUUGAUGUCACAGAACUACUAAAUAAACCAAUGGUUGUAAUUUCUUUCAGUUUUGACAGUUUUGUGACCUUAAUUUCUCGCUCGUUUUUUAUGUGAAUAAUAAUCCUAGUGAUUUAAUAUUUUCUCGACAAUUAACUUGAAUGUCGUGGAUAUUAGACACCAAUAUAUGAUUCAGUUAGUGUGAUUCAAAGGUUCGGGUGCUUAGUUUAUGUUUACAUGUGUUAUAUUUGAUGAAAAGAAAUUUCGCAUAUGCCAAGUCACAUGCGGUUACAGUUUGGAACAAAAUAGACCUUCACAACAUUUGAAACCUGUGUUAUUUUGCUUUGAAACCACCUACACCAUUGAAGAUAUCAUGAAAAGUUUUGAGUUGAAUAGCAUUUCCUAUAACCUUCUGAAAUCCUUAUAAAAAAAAACAAAUAGAGCGGAGAAAUCCCUUCUCAUUUAGUUUUUUUCAUCUCUGCCUUACGCUAAUAUUUAUGUAUGAUUUACAAUAAUUAAAUAACUCUCGUCGAGUUGUUGUGUUACGCAAUAAUUAUAUA
Molecule: messenger RNA, 4264 nt
Organism: Schistosoma bovis
Lineage: Eukaryota; Metazoa; Platyhelminthes; Trematoda; Strigeidida; Schistosomatidae
Source: the annotation of a GenBank genome assembly